AUGGUCAACAAAGUCCUCGGCGCCUAUGUGGCUGCCGACUUUCUAUUCGUCGCCACCGGUGCCAUCCUCGUCGGCUUCUCGGUCAUUGUCCAGAACUUCAUGUUCGAGACACCGACUGAAGGCGGGCAGGCCGUCAGGAACCUCCUGUACCAGGAGUUCCCGUUAACAGCUGGCAUCGUGAAUGGCGUGUUAGUGUUCGUCACAUUUGCGUUUACGCUGCCUGCUAUUGCCAUGCCCACCCGCGGCUGGCUAAAGCUCUCGGGAUAUAUGCUCGUUGUCAACGCUGUCUUCUCGGUCAUUCUGGGACUGUACCUAUGGAUUCUCACGCUACGGACGAAAGAAACGUUAUCCCCAUUGUGGAACGCACAGGCACCCCGCGUCCAGGACUUGAUGCAAACAACUUUCGCGUGCUGUGGCUUCUUCAACAGCACCUCACCCGCAUUCGUCACCGACCCGACGUGUCCGUCCCCCGCGGCCGCUUCCCUGAUGAGGGGCUGCGCUGGCCCGCUGAGCAGUUUCGCCAACGUCUUCAUCGACAACAUCUUCACGGCCGUGUUCGGUAUGGCCGGUAUCGACGGCGUGCUCAUCCUGGCUACGGCCUGCCUGCUCAAGGACCGCAAGGAGCGCGAGCGAUUCCGAUAUAUUGACUCCAAGACCCAGUCCUCGACCUUCUAA
Messenger RNA from Diaporthe citri, 675 nucleotides. RefSeq lists its product as uncharacterized. NCBI's taxonomy places the organism in Eukaryota, Fungi, Ascomycota, Sordariomycetes, Diaporthales, Diaporthaceae. The transcript is spliced from 3 exons. The record is from RefSeq and is a predicted model, not a curated record. The coding region runs from base 1 to 675 and encodes 224 amino acids.